CAAAAGAAGAGAAUCGGUGGUUCACAAAGAAGACCACAGAUCUUGAGCAGAGGAAUGUGUUCAAUGAAAAGAAGUCUCCUGAGCGCCUUCUUGCUUUCAUGGUAAUGAAAAAAGAGUGCGAUCCUGAAUACCUGAAAAAUGUUGUGAAGGGCAUUCUUCCACGAGUUGACAACAAAUCCAAGAAGGAACUCCUGAAUGCAGUCAAUCUAUUGAAGUAUAUCGCUGUAGUGCAGAUGUACAAUCCUAGUUUUGCAAUGCCUGUUUCUGCCUGUGACGGUUUUAUGCAAAGUCAACAUAGAGUGAUGUCCAGUGGUCGGCAACAGCGGUUUGGACCCUGGGAGAAAGAAAGGCAGCCAUUUCUGAACCUGCUUCUCCUUGAAGAAUUCAUUCAAGAUAUUGAUGGCUGUGUAAAAGGCCUUACAGUCGUCCAUCCUGUUAUUGCAGCAGAGAUUGUAAAGCAGCUUGGUGAACGCUUCCAACAAAAACCUGCUGACAUGAUCCUUGAACUUCUUGAAAAUUCAACAAUCCUGGACACCUUGUCUCACAGCAAAGGCUACAUUCAGAAGGUUUGCAGAGAUUUGAUGAAAAGGAGACUGAAGAAAGAGUACGGAGAUGAUAGAGAAACUGACUUUGCUCCUUUCAUUGAAGAAGUAUAUGCAGAGGAUAAGGCGAAGGCAUACAAGAUCAUGGAAGUUGGCAUCAGGAAAUUCCAAGACCCAUUCAUAGCACAACAGAAGGCUCGGCUUCACAGCAUGCGAGAAGGUGAUUUUGAUAAUGCAGAACAAGCCAUCAAUAUAGCACUUGACAUUGUUAGCAAUAACUCAUACUUGUGGGACACGAAAGGAAUCAUCCUUCGAGAGAAGAUGACACUGUAUGAGAGCAGGGAAGGCCAAGAACUUAUCAGUGACAGUGAAAUGAAGGAGCUGUUGAGUACUUUCAAUGAAUCUUGCGCAGCAUUUCAAAAAGCUCAGAGGGCUAUGAAAGAAGAUAAAGGAAGAAAGAAUUAUGCUGGCUUUGUGGGUGAAAUCUCCUCCAUUGCUAAGUUCCUGGACAUAGUUCAGAAGAGGGUGAAACCUUUCCGUUACGGGAGUAAAGGAUUGGGGACUUUGGGGAGGUAUCUAAUGACAGAAUAUAUUCCUCCUGAUCUCAUCCUACCUUCACUCCGUGAAUUCAGUGAUACCAUGAAAUCAUUGUCAGAAAGGGUCGACGAAGUACUUGGGUGUUUCACUGACUAUCUUGCUCACUGUACACAGCAAAACUUUGGUGAAGCCUCGUACAAAAUCCAAGAUAAAAAAUUGGAGACAAUCUACUCUACCAGAAACCGCUUCUUCGCUCUGUCAUCUCCACAGCUUGAAAAUGUACAGUACUCAAUGGAAACUGCCUAUGCGAUGAGACGAUCUGAAGUGAAAAGGAUGAAAGCGGGUGGAUACCAACAGAUCUUUGACAUGGCUUCAAAGAAGAAAAUUCCUGAUCUCAAACAGGUUCAAUAUUUGCUCAGGCAAAACCUUAGUAGUCCAAGUCUUUUUGACAUCAGGAACUUUGUGUUUACCCUCUUUGCCCUGGCAGUCUGUCCCAAUGUAGGAUUAGAUGAGGAGGAGGCUAGAAAGUCAGUGAACAUCCUGAAGACGAUGGAGAGAAAAGACGAUGGAUUCUAUGGCUUGUUCUUUGAGAUGCUGUUAAAUUGGCCCGAUGGCACACCCAAAGAAGGAAGCAUACCAGUCGGAGAGACAAUUAGGCAACUGCGUGAUAGGUGGACUGGUAGAUACCGCAAUAAGAAGUCUGCAGAGCCUCAACACAACUUGCCCAGACGAUCCAGAAUUCGCCAAAAUUGCAGCCCCCUGAAGCCUGCCACAGAGUUCUAUCUUGGACUUCAGAAUGAUAAAUCCCAAUUUGUCCACCGGAAGUCCUUGGGACAUAUCACAUAUGACAUAUGGAAAAAAGAGACCAUCAAGAAUAGACUCAGGCGACUGGAUGGUGUCCUAGAAAGCAAUGACCGUGUCCUGUUCAACCCUGAUGGAGAAGAACCAGUGAAGAUCACUCUGUCUCUUCCCAUCAAGGGUCUACCUAGCCAGGAACCUGUUCAGUUCUACCUAGGGUUCUCAUUUGCUGGCCCUCUUGCGUAUGAUGUAGAGUACAAGGACAACAGAGAGACCCUCUUCAUUGCAAAAGAAAGUUCUACAAACUACCCUUUCUAUGUCAAUGAACUUGAUGAUGUUGAUGAGGGCCCUGUAAGCUACGACAUCUAAAGUUCUAUGGGACGUUUGUUCAGAUUGCUCCAUUUCUAUCCAAGUAUGUUAUUAGGGAAAGUUCAGAUAUGAAAGGUGUUAGUAUCGGGGGUUUAAAUAUA
Strongylocentrotus purpuratus (purple sea urchin) is the source of this 2347-nucleotide messenger RNA. RefSeq names its product sterile alpha motif domain-containing protein 9-like. The record is from RefSeq and is a predicted model, not a curated record. NCBI's taxonomy places the organism in Eukaryota, Metazoa, Echinodermata, Echinoidea, Camarodonta, Strongylocentrotidae. Bases 99 to 2246 code for a protein of 715 amino acids. The transcript has a single exon. Gene Ontology annotation, cellular component: cytoplasm.